Messenger RNA from Oryza brachyantha (malo sina), 1626 nucleotides. RefSeq names its product SEC14-like protein 1. The coding region runs from base 269 to 1252 and encodes 327 amino acids. The transcript is spliced from 11 exons. Lineage: Eukaryota; Viridiplantae; Streptophyta; Magnoliopsida; Poales; Poaceae. The record is from RefSeq and is a predicted model, not a curated record.
UGCAGCUCAAGCAGCAAAGCAAGCAGCAACCCCCUGCUCCGUAUCAGUGCAACGCACGCCACGCCACCCUUCUCCCUCCUCUUCUCGAUCGCCGGCGGGAGAGGAAGGGUCGCCGUGGCCGCCCCGCCGGAGUCACGGCUCGACGUGCGGGCCCGAGAGGAUCCCCCUUCUUUGACCUGCACCCCGAAUCUUGGCCGGCCACCCCAGCUCGUGGCUUCCCGCUUCCGCUUCCGGUUGCCGCCGAUCUCGAGAGCCUCCCCCCGCGGCAAUGGCGGCCGCCGCCGACGACGCCGCCAAGCAGCUCGGCCUCCUGAUGGAGCAAGUGGAGGCGCCGCUGCGGAGGACGUUCCAGAAUGUGCACCAGGGCUAUCCCAAAGAAACAUUAUUGCGUUUUCUUAAAGCAAGAGAGUGGAAUGUAUCUAAGGCUCAUAAAAUGCUUGUGGACUCUUUGAAUUGGAGGAUUCAAAACGAAAUUGAUUCCGUUCUAGAGAGGCCUAUAGUCCCAGUAGAUUUGUACAGAUCAAUACGUGAUACGCAACUUGUUGGACUCUCAGGGUACACAAAGGAGGGCCUUCCAGUUUUUGCCAUUGGUGUUGGGCAGAGCACAUAUGACAAAGCUUCGGUCCACUACUAUGUGCAAUCUCAUAUUCAGAUUAACGAAUACCGGGACCGUGUAAUUUUGCCCAUGUUGACGGAAAAGUUUGGACGGCCUGUUACCACCUGUGUAAAAGUUUUGGACAUGACUGGUUUGAAGUUGUCAGCACUGAGCCAAAUGAAGAUGUUGACUUCAAUCUCAACUGUUGAUGAUUUGAACUACCCUGAAAAAACAGAGACUUACUAUGUAGUUAAUGUUCCCUAUAUAUUUUCUGCAUGUUGGAAGGUUGUGAAACCCCUGUUACAGGAGAGGACAAAAAAGAAGGUUAAAGUUUUGCAUGGUUGUGGGAGGGAUGAACUUCUGAAGAUCAUGGACUAUUCAUCUCUUCCACAUUUCUGCCGCCGCGAGGGCUCUGGCUCAUCCAAACAUUCUUCUACUGACACCGAUGACUGCUUCUCAUUCGACCAUCCUUUCCACAAAGAGCUUUAUGGUCACAUCGAAGAACAAGCAUCACACAGGGAACUCAUCAAGAUGGGAUCAUUACAUGUGAGCAUUCCCGAGCCUGAUCCGGAUGACGCGAAGAUCGUGGAGGUCAUCCAAGCUGAGUUCCAAAAGAUCGGUGAGCAGAAUGGAUCCACCAAUGGCCACAAGGUUUAGCCAAUGCUGGGCAUCUGCAGAACACCUUAACCCAUUGCUGGUGACCUCUGAAUCUGAUGGAGUUGAUUACUACUGUCCAUGUCAGUCAUAAUUUGGUUGACAAGCCCCCCAUUUGCUGGGGGGGGAAUACAGCAGCAGCAAUGCAAGUUCUUGCAUUAUUGUUCCCAUGAUGAUGCAAAUAAACAAUGAUGCAGACUUGAGUUGGUAGUGGGAGAGAUCAGCCAGCGGUCACCAGUGUAUAUGGACUAGAUGGAUAUGAAGAAUCAUAAACAUGUUUUGUUAGUGUAAGCUGUAACCUGCAUAUGUUAAAGCUGUUAAAAGGAGAUCCAUGGAUGUUAAAGGACUUAAAAGAAAAGCUUUUUUAAGCUUAAGCA